CGCCAAGGAGACGGCCACGGCGGCGAUGGCGGCCGCUGAGGCGAGCGGGGAUCCGGCCGCGGCCCCCGAGCCCUCGGCGUCCUCCUGCUCCUCAGAAAGUACUUCCCUGGAAGAAGACAAUCUUCCCUAUCCUGAGAGGCUACCGGUAGAUAAAAGGCUUCUAAACUUACAGAUCUACAAACUUCUUCAGUGUGUUCAUGAGAAAGACAAGAAGCAAAUAGAAAAUCUGAUCCAGAAAGGAUUCCCAGAUCUCAUUAAUUACACAGAGCCCAAGGAAGGAUAUAGUGCCUUUCACGUGGCCUCCAUGAAAAAUGACAUUGAAAUGUGCCGCUUCCUGCUGGAACAUGGAGCUCAUCCAAAUGUUCACGACAACAUGGGACGCACUCCAGCCAUGAAGGCAGCUGAACUAGGUUAUGAGGUGAUUUUGGAAUUAUUAGCAAAAGCUAAUGCAGACAUGACUGCUGUGGAUAAUGAAGGGAAAGGUAUUUUGUUUUACUGCCUUUCACCUACAGGACGCCAUUCCCACUGCCUGCAAAUUGCUUUGGAAUAUGGUGCAGAUGUCAACAACUGUACCACUACUGGGAGGUCUGUGCUUCUACAAGCCUGUGAGCAAGCUCAUGAGGUUAAAGAAAUGUGCCUGAUUUUCUUGGAGAAAGGAGCAGAUCCCCAUGCAAAAGACCCGGCCACAGGCCGCACAGCUGUGAUGGAAGCUGCACGGGAAGGUGCUGUCGAGGUGGUGCUGGGUCUGCUUCGGAGGGGAGCUGACGUGAACCUGUUCGACUUUGAAAGACACAGUGCUGCACAUUUUGCAGCCAAAGGAGGCUUUCUUGAGAUUCUGGCGAUUAUUUCAGGUUAUGGUGCAGACUUGAAACUGAUUGCUAUGAAUGGUAACACACCACUUCAUUACGCUGCAGAGGGAGGAUUUACAGAUUGCUGCAGGUAUAUAGGACAAAGAGGCUGUGAUCCUACAUGGUCAAACCUGGCAAAUCUGACCCCAAGGGAGGUUGCCAAGAGUGGUGGGUUUAAAGCAGCAGCAGCAGUAUUGCGCAAAGCUGAAAAAGCCUUUAAAAAACCAGAUGAGAUCCUUGCCUGGUACCUGAAGGUGUACGACUGGUCCUUGCAGCAUGAGGAUGCCAUCCGCAAGGAAUUUGAGAUUGAUGAAGAAGGAGAUGGGAUGGUAUCCAGAAAUGAUUUUAUGUCAGUCAUUCGGAAGCAGUGGGGCAGUGUGGAUGAGGAACAAAUAGAAAUUCUUACUAAAAAGCAUGAAGUAUCUACUGACAGGAUCAGCCUUGAUGAUUUUUUUAAAGGCUCUAAAUAUUUGCAGAAAACCUUUCUGCUAUCAUCCUUUGGGCCCAAAGCAAAGAAGAAGAAGAAACCACAGAAAAAAAAAGGCAAAAAAGGCCUCCCUGUGCCAAUCUGUGUAAUCCCAAAGAGUGAACGUCCACUUAGGGAAGAUGGCUUCCCUACCUACAUGGUUGAGGCUGUCCCAAACAUUUCUGAAGAGCAGCGUUUCAAACGGGCCCUCCAAUCCGCCCAUCCUGUGCUUGAUGACCGUGCCUGGUACGUAGAGGAGCCAAGGAAAACCCUCAUGGAUAUCAACUACCUGGUCAGAGAAGGAGACUUUGUGUCUCUGCAGAAAGCCUUCGACGAGGCUGUGCCAGUAGACAUAAAAGAUAAAUAUUACAAAACACCUUUGAUGGUUGCAUGUGCAAGUGGCAACAUAGUUCUUGUGGAAUUUCUUCUGGAAAAGGGGGCUGAUGUAAAUGCAACAGACAACUUCCUGUGGACUCCUCUGCAUCAUGCCUGCUAUAAUGGACACCUGGAUAUCGCCAAGGUGCUGGUGAAGGCUGGAGCAGCCGUGAAUGCCCCUGCAAUAGGCGGUGCCACCCCGCUGAUGAGAGCCAUUGAGGCCUGCAGGCUGGACAUGGUCUAUUUCUUAAUCACUACAGGUGCUGAUGUCCAAGCUAUAAACAGCAAUGGAAAGAGUGUUCUUGAUCUUGCUCAAGUAUUUGAAGAUGCUACAAUAAUUGAACUGCUCGAAAAUCAACUUCAAAUUUUGGCAGAAGAACAAGAAAAAGAAGAAGCAAAGCCAGCAAAAGGUGGGAAGCCAAAACCAGCAGAGCCACCGAAGCCUGUGAAAAAAGAGUCUCCAGAUGGAUCUCAGCCAUCUGAGGAAGAACCUGUUCCUGAAAAGACAAAGCGUUCCCGUAAGGACAGUUCUGCUUAUUGGAAAUCUUUGGCCACAAGAGAAAAUAAAAAUGACAUCUCCUUCAGACCCAGAAAAAUAUGGAGCCCUGAUGCCACAGCAAUGGAGCUUGCAGAAAAGCGAGAAUUGCUCUGUGAACGUGCUGCUCUUUGUGGGCACAUGGAAGAUUUUACAACCCUCUUCAAUAGGAAAUUUAAGAAAUAAGCACAGCACCUGGAAAAAGCUACUUCAGCACAAGUUUUGAGAAGACAAAGAUGUAAAAGGCUAAAGGAAUCAUGCAGUGCUCAGUAAAUAUAUCUCAGUUACCAUAAAAGAAAAUCAUGUCACAUUUUUCCUCUAUAGAUUAGGUUGCUUACACAUAGUCUUCUGUUGAGGGCUUAGUCUCAAAAAAUAUUUAUCUUCAUGUGAUUCUAAGUCUUGGAGCUGGCUCAGUAUACUUCCUGGAAUAGCCACUGUUGUGACACAGACGUCCUUGGUAAAGGUGUGGCUUUAUAAGGCUUUCUUCACCCCAACACAAAACUUCUUCUUGGAAGAUACAUUACCCUUCUACUUUAAAUAUAUAGAUAUGAAGAUAGCAUUCAGUAAUUAGCUAAGUCAGCAAUGUUCUGAGUUGUCUGUAGAGGCAAUAGAGAGUUCAGAAUUUACAGCCAGGACUAUCACAGUGCCUAGUGUACUUCUUUAAUGUUCUCCCAUUCAUUUGCCAAAGUGCAUGUGAGACCUGAAACUCCUUCCACCCCAGCAGGCUCAUAUUGUUUUCCUUCUGAUUUUCUGAAAGGAUAAUAAUCUUGAUAUAAUAAUCUGUAAUCCA
Messenger RNA from Lonchura striata (white-rumped munia), 3014 nucleotides. It is a transcript of the gene ANKEF1, whose product is annotated as ankyrin repeat and EF-hand domain containing 1. NCBI's taxonomy places the organism in Eukaryota, Metazoa, Chordata, Aves, Passeriformes, Estrildidae. Gene Ontology annotation, molecular function: protein binding. The record is from RefSeq and is a predicted model, not a curated record.